AUGAGCGAGCACACAAGCACCAAUGCUGACUUGCUGCGCAUGUCUUGUGCCGACCUCGCUCCACGGGGGAUGUUGGCAGCUGCGCCGGUGACGACAGCCGCAACGGAGCUGGCUGCAUCAGCUCCUUGCAGCGCGUCUGUCGCCGCUGCACCGUUUGUGCAUAGCCUCGUUUCUACGCAGCGGGCAUCCAGCCAUGAUGUAGAACCGUAUCGAGUUUGCCGAGCACAUGUGGACCAGCUGCUGGAGCUGCAAGGGGAGCAGAUGGGUCUUGCUCAGUCCUUGAAGGCCGUGCUGCGCGUCGCGUCCAUGCAUGCGACACCGGUCUUCGGUGCGGAUAGCACAGCCGGUGCUUCACAGCAAGCGAGCACCACCAAACUAGUCAUGGAGAACGCCGAAAACAUGUUUUCGGACUGCCACGGUUGUAGCAGCAGCAGGUCACGUCAGCAAAGGUUGCCGAGUGCCAGCGCCGAAGCAGGCUCCCAACUUGCACCAACGCCGUCAUCGUUGCCAUCGUUGGCGUCCUCUGUUACGUCUCUCGUGCACCGCCUGCAUGUCCUCCAGCGCGAGUCGGCCGAGUUUGCCGCCACCCGAUGCCUGCCUGCACUUGCGGAGCUCUUCGCCACCUUUGAGGCGUACUGGGUCUGGAAGCGCUCUUCGAUGUGCGAUGGCGAUGUGCAGGAAGAGAAGGAAGCCAGCACCACAGCUGCCACUGCGAGUUCAGUUUCCGCAAACAGUGCCAUGGAUGGUGCUCCGACGGCGAGCCAAGCGACUCAAAAACGACUCAGCCAGCAGCAGCGACCGCCAACGCUGCGUCAGCGCUACGAUCAGGCGCUGCGUGUUCGUGACGAGCUCCUCAGCUUCCUGCAGCUACACGCGGAGGCGGUGCGUGCGUUGGAUGUCCAACUGGAGCAGUGGUGUCAAUGUCGUGGCUCUGAGCCAGCGACACAAUCUGCUAGAGAGUGGCUAACAGCGAGCCCUACGGGCACCAGUGGCGCACCUGUCGCCGUAUCACAUGAUGUCGACACACAGGCCCACACCCAGCGGUGCGAGUUUGAGGCUUAUGUCUGUCAGCUUGUAGAGGUGGCACAGGCAACACACCACAUCGCGCAACUUCUACAGGCUGCGCUACGGGCGUUGUGUCGUCCUUCUCCGCACACUCCUCGAUCCUCACUCAAGCCGAGCGCGGAUGCAGUGGUGGAAGACGAGGGCCUCUCCAGUUCUUCGAAACAGCCACGACAGACGGAGGUGAAUGCAGCCCCCUCGCCAGGUUUCCACGAGCGGCGGUUUGGUCGGCUGCAAACCCGAUCUUCGGUCAACACAGGAGGGCUGGCCCACGUUCGCACGAACGCGAAGCGUGUCCGAGCGCAUCCGUCGACGGAGGGCAGCGGCAGAGUAUCACUGUCACAGGCACCUCACACCAGUGGCACUGUGGGACGGCCAGAGUGCGCCCUCCACAGUCUGUCGACUCCCGAAGCUCGAACCCUGAGAGGAUGUGCAAAGCCGGCGCCAUGCAGCGACGCCACACUGGCGAGCGGUGCUGUGGGCGACGCACAAUGCUCCUGGAUAGAUACACUGUCGCCGCUCACUCCUCCUCCGACCGCUGCAACGGCUUCAGUGAGCCCGUCAUCAUCUCCACCACUCCCAAUAGAACACAGUGCGCCACAUCAGCAGCUGCGGAGACAGCGACACGGUCGGCGCCGACUGUCAUCUUCACCGGGUGCCGCGGCUCAGGCGGAGGGCAGUACUUCGCCAGAUGCCGCCUCGUCCACUGCCGGUGACGUCUCGCUAUCGCCACUGACGGUGCAACGUGGCGAUGCCGCCGUCGUGCCUGUGUCCUCGAGGGAGGAGAGCGCCGACAAGGAGCCUCAUUGCCCCGCUCCAAUGCUUUCCUUUGCCUCUCGGCUGGGGGGGCCAGGCGACGCAGAGGAGGACAGUGGUGUCGAGGCUGCGGUGACGCCUGUCGUCACCAUGCGCCCUGCAGCCGAUAGAUCAGCGUCGUGCAACCUUGGCGACGAUGUAGCGAGGCACUUGAGCGCCGAUGCCGAGCAUCCGCCAUGGCCGAGGUGCCACAGUUUCUCUCAAGACGGUGCUCGGUCGCUACUGUGUGAGUUGGCCUCAGCCUCAGCCGAUGCUGCAGCCGGCGCGGGUGAGCCGCUAUCCACAGGCCCUCAGCCACCCGUUAGCCGUCGCCGCGACGUCCCUGAAGUGCUCGCAUUCGCCGACAGCACUCGUGAGAACUUUGCAGAGGUGACGGCCGACAGACAGGGCGCGACGGCCGUGUAUGUGCCACCACAGUCCGAGCAGCCAGCGAGCUGUCACGGCGAUGCUUCAGCCGCUGCCCUCACACCUGUGAUCGUCAAUGUGGCGAGGAGCGAGGAGGGCCACGCGGCAUCACAGCCCUUUCGAUCCCCGGCCCCUCCGCUGCAGCGCGCUUCAGCGACGUGGGCAUCUGUGUUCCACACCACGAGCACGUCUCUGCACCUCCUCUCACCGCGAUCGCUUUCGAUAGACAGUUCCGCGGGCUACCGUACCACACGCGACGAAUGCGGCGGUGCAUGCGAACAGGGCCUCUCCCGUGUAGUCCGCGCGGCCUCGAUUCCGACAUCCCUGCGGCCGCGACUGCAUCACAAGGGGGCAUCGCAGUCUUCCUUGUCUGCCGCACCGGUGCGGGCCCCCGCCGAUGUUGCAGGAGGUGCCCAGCUGGCGCGUAACACCACGGCGUUGGUGUAUACGCCAAGUCACGCACCGCCGAACGAACCAGAGGGCGAUGGCGACGCAGCAAGCAUCUGCUCCGCCUCGCGCACCGUAGACCCGAAUUUCUACACAGCGCGUGUCAGCGGUGCUGGCGUCUCGCCACCUCCUGCCCUUGCUGCCCCCUUUCAUGUGUCUGCGAGCUCUGCAGGGCUGGAACCGUUGCCGACACCGCUAGAGCAGACACAGCAGCCCGCGCAGCAGCAGGGACGACAGGCACACCAUGCACAAGAGUGGGACCGCACUUUCAGCCCCACACCCCUGCCAUUGGACAGCCUUGAGAAGGAGCUGGAUGAGGCUCAGCAGCGUCUUCAAGCACCUGCACUACUACCGCAUAGCUCACCGGCGUUCUCCGCCAGCAGCGCGGCGUCGGACAACCACCCUGCGCCCUGGCCGCAGCGCCGUUCGCUGGAGGAUCGCGUGAUGCUAACCAUGCGAGAAGAGCUCAAGGCUCUGCGCGCAGAGCAGCGUCAUAACUUACACAAGAUGCGCAAGUACGUCAAACACACGCUUGAAGAGGUGGCUGAAGCGGUCUCGGCGGUGAGCAGCCGCAACCACAGCAGCAGAGGCAGCAGCUGCGCAAGCAGCCGAAGUCAGCGCCCUGGGGCAGCACACAAGGGGAAUGACAAUGACGUUUCUGCCUCUGCAGGAGGCGCGAAGGUCACCGUCGCGGCAGAGAAGCAGCGACACGCUUCACAUGCGUUAGAGCAGGCCCAUGCCGAAGCAUCCACGACAUCGAACGAAGUGGCAAGUGCAUCAGCUUUCAUCAAGUCGAGCAGCAACUCAGCGACUCUCCCUUCUCGACUAUCGACCGCCCAGCAGCAGCGGCAGACGGCGCCUGCCGCGCCUGCAUCUCCGCCUUCGAGGGCAGAAGAACUGCAACGUUCCUUGGCAGUAGCGGAGGCAAAGGCAGCGCGGCUCGAGCAGCUCACUGUGCAACUGAAGAAGCGGCUGUGGAUGGCGGAGCUGUCGCGGCUGUCGCCCACGUCGGCGACACCAGGGGCCAGGGAGCGGACAGCAGCUGCAAGGCACUGCCUCAGCCUGCGCGAUGCGUUUGUGUACGGCCUCUCGAGUGACGCCGGCGACACAGAGGACGAUGACGGCAGCUGGGCCAAAACCGGGCAGGCAACCGGAGGUAUGGGCUAUUCUGACGAAGACGGCUCGGCUGCUGAUGGCGUAGCAGCCGAGGAGCGGGCAAUGCUGUACCUGGUAGACCGCGAGCUGGGCUGCCGCACUGCGUCGGAUGCCCGCGCUCACUCUCAGCGUCGCCCGAGCGCACCUCGCCAGACGACGAGUGAGGUAUAUCGCUCUUCGCGCCAGGCGUCGUAUGAUGGCAGCCGCUCUUCUUCCACGGAGCACGAGCGCUCGCCCAACAUGCGAUGCUUCGAAGGUGACACAGCCGACCACCUUGGGCUGGCAGUCACCUCGACGGCUUCCGCAGACAUCGCCAGGCGAUACAGCGGCCGCCGACUUUGCUCGAGCUCUGCAGCACCCGUCGGCACUACCAGCAGCACGACGGCAACGCGGUCACUCGGCAUUCUUCAGCAGCGUGCGUCCAUCUUUCAAGUGCUGCGUCAGAAUCAAGCUGCAAGGGGCGCGCAGUCAGCUGCGCCGACGGGGCAGCAGCAGCAGAGUGAACGCUCUCGGCUCCGUCCACCAUCACCACCACCGCUGCGACACUGCUCUGCAGGUACAGCGACGGAAGUCACUGCGGAGUUUACGGCGUCGGCGCAGUCGACAGCGCAUUCGCUGCCACCGUGUGCGGCUCAGCAGCCUCGUCCGCAUCCUUACAACGCAGGCGCCGCGUCGAGCAGGUACGAUAGACAAGCAGACGGAGGAGCGGCAGCUGGCUCUCCGAGACAAUCUGCCUCCCCACACUACUACACCGCGAUCUCUGGCGGCAGCGACACCGGCUUUGUCUCAGAGGCGGGGCUGCACUCAUCCGCCUCGGCCACCGCACUUCACGCCGAGCAGGUGUUGCAGAAUGCGAGGCGGCUCCUACAGAGUCGAAGUGCGUCUCUAGCUGCUGGGCAUCACAGCAUCAGCGACAACUCGCGCUCCAGUGCGUCGCUCUCGGGUGGCUUGCAGGCGGCCUUCACUGCCGUAUCAUCACCCAAGACACGGGAAAACGCUGGGGAUCACCGUUCUGAGAUGUCUUAUCACCACGGAGAGGGUGUAACAGGAGAAGCGCCUGCUGCCCGUGUCGGCCGCUGCAGCCGGCCAGGUCAGUGGGGUGAUUGCGUGGAGCAGCUUGACGGUGCCACACCUCCUCCACGUGCCUUUUCGGCCCCCGCUCUGCAUUCUGGCAUGACAGACGCGGCCAUGGCUUUGCAGCGUGUCAGUGGCUCGCUGGACCAUGGCGCAGCCAGCAUCUCCGCGGCUGUCGGUGGACAUGGGCCGCGCUCGCACUCUUCGUCGCCGGAGAGCGCCUACCACGGCUAUGAUACAUCCCCAUGCUCUGCCGUGGCGUAUUCCACCAGCAAAGUGCCGCGUGCCCCUUCCCCAUCCGCCGCCAAAGCCGCGCCGAAAUCGACGGCGGCGGGCCCACCGCUGCUGAUCGACGUGUCUCAUGCGACGACCAGUGUGACGCUGGCAAGACACGCGCAACAGCGUGUUGACAGCGCGACGUCGCCCAUCUCCCGCGAAGGUGCUGAGGCCAGGGCAACGGCGGGCCGGGGAGAGCGCGGCGCCUACAUCCACAGCGACGUCGGCUUGCGCCAUCGCGAGCGCAGCGCACGCACCGUCACGACUUCUAUCGAGCGCGACUACAGCCCACCGUCGGACCGCACAACGGACACACGUAGCACACGCGGGUUCCGCAGUUCUUCUUCACCCUUGCAUGCUGCUGCAGCGCAGCAUGUGCAUGACAGCCGGCAAGAGGCGCCGGUGCCCCUGACAUCGCGGGUGGGUCAAAGUGCGAGUCGCCGCACCUCUUGCUCAACGUCAUCUACACUUUCGUGUGGCUCUGCUCAGCAGGCGUUGCUGGACACGCUGGAAAAGCAGGCGUCCACUUUGGCAGCAGCCCUGGACCACCUUCAGGAGCAGCAGAGGCAGCUGAGGGAGAAGCAUCAGCAGCUGUCGCUGCUGGCAAAGCAAAGAUCCCUCGUCGUCUCUGCGCCUGCACCAUCACAGACGUCUCGUGGCGACUAUCAACGCACCGCCGGUGCUGCUGCUGCUGCUGCGAUGACAAGGAAAUCGUUCACGCGUACUUUCAGUAGAGACCGCGGCGGCAACGCUGCAGCGGCAGGGACGUCUCACGCCUCAUCGGACCUUCACCAUCUGCUUGAGCGAUUUGCAGCAGCGCAGACGUCUUUGGCCGAGCGCGAGCGGCGAGUACGAAAGGCGUUGCGGGUGGUGCAGCGGCAGCGGAGUGCCCUGUCGCGUGAUGACCUCCUCUAG
This is a messenger RNA of Leishmania major strain Friedlin, 6150 nucleotides long. RefSeq lists its product as hypothetical. NCBI's taxonomy places the organism in Eukaryota, Euglenozoa, Kinetoplastea, Trypanosomatida, Trypanosomatidae. The record is from RefSeq and is a predicted model, not a curated record. Bases 1 to 6150 code for a protein of 2049 amino acids. The transcript has a single exon.